AUGGGAAAAAAUAUAGCUUCAUUUGGCUUACUUCCUAAUAAUUACUCAUUCUCAGAUGUAGAGAACCAAACAAGAGAUGUAUUGGCUGAAAAAAGCAUAAAAGUCCUUGAAGAGGACUUAAAUGCAAUUUCUUUGCUUAAUCAAAACCAAAGGCAUGCAUUUGAAGUUAUAUCUAAAAGAGUUUAUGAAAAUAAGAAUGGUGAAUGUUUUGUUGAUGGCCCUGGUGGGACUAGAAAAUCUUUUCUUUAUAGAGCGUUGUUAGCUGAUAUUAGGUCAAAGGGCUAUAUAGCAUUAGCGACAGCCACAUCAGGUAUUGCUGCAUCAAUACUACCUAGAGGUAGAACCGCUCACUCUCGGUUUAAAAUACCAACUGAUACCUCAGAGGGUAGAGCAUGCAAAAUUAGCAAACAAAGCAGUUUGGCAAAUAUGAUUAAGGAAUGCAAAUUAAUUAUUUGGGAUGAGGCUCCAAUGUGCAUGAGAUCUGCGAUUGAAACUUUAAAUGAUUUUCUAAGAGAUCUUAUGUAUUCAGAUAAGAUCUUUGGUGGGAAAGUAAUUGUUCUUGGGGGUGAUUUCAGGCAAACCUUACAAGUGGUUCGUAAGGGAAGCCAAUCUGAAACCAUUGCUACUUCUUUGAUUAAUUCCCCUAUUUGGCUAGCUCUUGAAAAAUUAGAGCUCACACAAAACAUGAGGGCUCGAUUUGAUCCCUCAUUCACUAAUUUCUUAUUAAGGGUUGGUGAUGGCACUGACCAAGCUGAAGAUGACAGUCUCAUACAACUGCCUUCUUCUAUUUUGGUUAGCAACGGUUCACAGAAUGCAUCGCUUCAUGAUCAAAUAGAUAUGGUUUAUCCCCACAUUCAACAUAGAUCAGAAAAUCCUGCCUUGCCAUUAAAUCGAGCAAUCCUCACCACAAAGAAUCAUUUUGUGGAUGAAGUGAAUGAUAUCUUAAUUGAAAAAUUUCCAGGUAUAGCAGUAGAAUAUCUGAGUUUUGAUCGAGCUUUGAAUCCAAACAAUCAAGUUCAAUAUGAAGAUUUUUUAAACUCCUUAUCUCCCAGUGGCCUUCCACCCUAUAGACUAAUCUUGAAACCUAGUGUUCCUGUGAUAUUGUUUAGAAACCUCGACCUUACUGAGGGUCUAUGCAAUGGAACAAGAUUAAUCUGUAAAAGUUUGAGCAAACAUGUCAUUCAUGCUCAAAUAGCUGUGGGAGAUUUUGCUAGAAAAGAUGUCUUCAUCCAUAGAAUUCCCUUACAACCUCCAACUGAUGAACAGUAUCCUAUUCCAUAUACAAGGACUCAGUUUCCAAUUCGUUUGUGCUUUGCCAUGACAAUAAACAAAGCUCAAGGACAAACACUUAAUUAUGUUGGUAUCUAUUUGAAGGAACCAGUGUUUUCCCAUGGGCAGCUCUAUGUUGCAUUAUCGCGAGCAAGAACUGCUUCUCAAGUCAAAGUGCUCAUUAAACCUCCAUUUUUUGACAAGCCUAGAACAGAUCAGACAAAAAAUAUUGUAUUUAAAGCUGCCAAGUAA
Molecule: messenger RNA, 1521 nt
Organism: Coffea eugenioides
Lineage: Eukaryota; Viridiplantae; Streptophyta; Magnoliopsida; Gentianales; Rubiaceae
Product: ATP-dependent DNA helicase RRM3-like
Exons: 1
Coding region: 1-1521 (506 amino acids)
Biological process (GO): telomere maintenance; DNA repair
Molecular function (GO): DNA helicase activity
Source: RefSeq, a predicted model, not a curated record